AUGUUAUCCUGCGUUUCAUUCUUCAAGCCAGUCAGCAGAGGCUUUUCUGUCUUAUCAUCAUUAAAAAUGACAGAACAUACAUCGGCAAAACACGCCGAAAAACCUGAGCAUACUCCUAAAUGUGAGAAUUUAUCAGAUGCCCAAGCCGCCUUCUUGGACCGUGUUAUUCGCGUAGAUCAGGCUGGUGAAUUGGGUGCGGACUACAUAUACGCUGGCCAAUACUUCGUGUUGGCUCAUAGGUACCCUCAUUUAAAGCCUGUGCUAAAGCACAUGUGGGACCAGGAGGUACAUCAUCAUAAUACUUUUAACAACUUACAGUUGAAAAGGAGAGUCAGGCCCUCCUUAUUAACGCCAUUGUGGAAAGUUGGAGCCUUUGCAAUGGGGGCUGGUACCGCAUUGAUUUCUCCAGAAGCCGCUAUGGCUUGUACUGAAGCCGUCGAGACAGUAAUCGGAAGCCACUACAAUGGUCAAUUGCGAAACCUUGCCAACCAAUUCAAUUUGGAAAGAACAGAUGGAACAAAAGGUCCAAGUGAGGAAAUCAAAUCCUUAACUUCUACCAUCAAACAAUUCAGGGAUGACGAACUGGAGCAUUUGGACACUGCUAUUAAGCAUGAUUCCUACAUGGCCGUUCCAUAUACAGUUAUCACGGAGGGUAUUAAGACGAUUUGCAGAGUUGCUAUAUGGAGUGCUGAAAGAAUUUAA
Messenger RNA from Saccharomyces paradoxus, 702 nucleotides. It is a transcript of the gene CAT5, whose product is annotated as putative monooxygenase CAT5. Gene Ontology annotation, molecular function: 3-demethoxyubiquinol 3-hydroxylase activity. Gene Ontology annotation, cellular component: mitochondrial inner membrane. Lineage: Eukaryota; Fungi; Ascomycota; Saccharomycetes; Saccharomycetales; Saccharomycetaceae. The record is from RefSeq and is a predicted model, not a curated record. Bases 1 to 702 code for a protein of 233 amino acids. The transcript has a single exon. Gene Ontology annotation, biological process: ubiquinone biosynthetic process.